Brassica napus (rape) is the source of this 1336-nucleotide messenger RNA. RefSeq names its product double-stranded RNA-binding protein 3. Gene Ontology annotation, molecular function: double-stranded RNA binding. The record is from RefSeq and is a predicted model, not a curated record. The coding region runs from base 230 to 1288 and encodes 352 amino acids. The transcript has 3 exons. Lineage: Eukaryota; Viridiplantae; Streptophyta; Magnoliopsida; Brassicales; Brassicaceae.
UUAUGGAGCCAUAACCUCUGAAACCAUUCUUUUCAUCUUUAUCUCUGUCAUCUAAAUUUCACUUUUAACACUGCAGAGACUUAACUCCAUCACAUGAGAGAGAGACAAGCUCUUCUGUUCAUUUAUAAAGAGACACACCAAAUCUUAAAUACUAAUUUUGAGGGAUAAAGUUGAGGUUUGAUUUUGAGUUUUCUACUACUCCUUUCCCUCUUCUUCUCAAGACCAAGAAAUGUAUAAGAAUCAGUUGCAAGAGGUUGCACAGAGAAGCUGUUUCAACCUCCCAUCAUAUACUUGCACAAGAGAAGGACCAGACCAUGCUCCAAGGUUCAAAGCUUGUGUAAACUUCAACGGUGAAAUGUUUGAAAGCCCCACUUAUUGUUCUACACUCAGACAAGCUGAACACACAGCUGCUGAAGUUGCUCUCAUUGCUCUCUCUUCAAAGGGUCCUUCAAAGUCUCUAACUGCUAGAGUUCUUGAUGAAACAGGGAUCUACAAGAACCUGCUUCAAGAGACAGCGCAUAGAGCUGGUCUUGAUCUACCGGUUUACACAAGUGUGAGAUCAGGACCCGGUCACAUCCCAACGUUCUCUUGCACUGUGGAGAUUGCUGGAAUGAGUUUUAUUGGAGAAUCAGCAAAGACUAAGAAGCAAGCUGAGAAGAAUGCUGCCAUCACAGCUUGGUUCUCCUUGAGAAGAAUGCCAAGCAUGGACUCUCCGGUUGAGAAGAGAGGUGAAGAAGAGAAAGAAAGAGAGGUAGUUGCAAGAGUCCUCUCAAGAUUUAGACCAAAAGAAGUUAAAAGAAGAGAACAACAUCACUCAAGAAGAAGAGCAAUCCGACAAGAAACAACAACCACAAGAGAGUUUUUGUCUGAGAAGCUCAGAUUGAUCAAUCCCUACACCAACGAACCUUCAUCAUCAUCAUUGAAGCACCACCAAACAUUACCAUCAAGAUUGAAUCUCCAACAACAACAAUACAGAGUCAAAUCAUUGCUAGAGAAGUCUCAAGAACAUGCAGGGAUAAUAUCGUCGUCAUCAAUGGAGAGAACAAACUGUUACAGCAAGCUUCUGCCAUUUCCAGAAAUGUUUGUAGGAGGAGGAGGAGGGUUUCAGAAACUAGCUCCAGCUGUUCAUAUUAGAUCAGUGAUCCCAGUUUGUUCAGCUCCUCCACCGAAACUUAGUCCUUCUUCUGCUCCAAGCUCACUGGGAAGUGGAGACCAAGAGAAGAAGCCUCUGAGAUUAGAAUCGAACCCAUGUUUAAAGAUCGUACCUUUUGAUCAACCCAUGCUAUGAUUAGAGAAAGUCUGUUCUGUAUGCUCGUCGUGUUCCUUGACUUUGUUU